AUGCCACGGCUCACGCUUGUCGGCCGAGAAAACGUGGGGAAAAGCAGCCUCUACAACUGCCUUGUGACAUCAGGUGCUCCGACGUCGAAGUGCAUAGCAGGAAAUCAGCUCGCGCUUGUUGGCCCAGACCCCGGGACUACUCGAGAUCGCAGAGAAUAUUUGUGGUCUUGCGGUUCGCUUACUUUCCUUCUCACGGAUACACCCAGCAUUUUGGCAGAUGUUUGUGGUGCAACAGACACGCCGAAGCGGCAGAUAAACCACCAGGUUGCUGCAGCACUUGAGGCGUCUGACGUGGCUUUGUUCAUUGUUGAUGCAAAGGAAGGCGUCACUUCUGAUGACGAGUUCAUUGCGAAACACCUGAGGAUGCUUACGAAGAAUCAGCGGGCGGCUAACGGCCGAACUUUGAACCUGGGCCUACAUCGCCAGGAAGAAGAUUCGGCGAGUACCAUCGAACAUUCACCAGUAAUCCUCGUACUUAACAAGGCGGAAGGAUCGAGGGCAGCUAACUGCAUAGGUGACGCUUAUGAGCUGCACUUGGGGCACCCCGUGGCAGUAUCAACGAAAACAAACCAGAAUGUGAAGGAAGCUGCCGCAACCGAAGCCUGGCUCGAGGGGUUAUCCCGACGAUAUGGCCGGGGUGCGCAACCGGUAUUGGCGCACAAGCAGUCUCUUGGUGGCUACCUGCAUUUACCGUGGUCUUUGAAAAAAUCUUCACCAGAUGAUGCAGAAUUCGAGGCUCCUGAGCAGUGCGAACAGGACAACUGCCUUGAUCAUGACACAGUUAUGUUAACUAUUCCUGAAAGGUCGCCUUUUUAUGCACACAGGAAUAGCCGCACGAAAUUCAGGGCGCGCUACCCUGAAGCGCUGAAUCGAGGAUUUCCAGUUGUUGUCCUUGGUCAUGUGCAGCAAGGACACAUGGUAGAAGCGAGUAACGACGAGUGUAGCAAGGAACCCUGGUCCCGCGAAACUGAAGAACCGGAAGCUCCCAACAUAUUGCCUGCCUCGUCUGUCCGGCCAUCGGCAAACCUCGAUGUGGAAACCGAGAAGAGUGAAGAACCAAUUCGACUGACGUUCAUAGGUCGGCCAAAUGCGGGCAAGUCAAGCCUUAUUAAUUCCAUCCUAAAGGAGGACCGUUUGAUGACAAGCGCAAAACCUGGCACCACGACGGACUCAGUAUGCAUCAAUUUUUGUUUCAAAAAGCAGCAGAUGACUUUGAUCGAUACGGCGGGAGUCAGUAGGGGAUGGAAGAUGAGAGGAGAUGACAUGCUUCAACAAGCAUCAUUACAGACUAUGCGGAAUAUCCGUGCAGCCGAUGUGUGCAUCCUGUGCCUCGAUGCUGCUCAUAUAGAAGAAACAGGGCAUAUUGGUUCGCAUGACCUGUCUCUAGCGAACUUGGCAAGUGAUAAAGAGGGGAGGAGCUUGGUGGUCUGCGUAACAAAGUGGGACCUAGUGGACAUGAACAGACGAAGCCAAAUGCGAACAUUGGUGCUGGAGCGACUUCAGACUGGUCUUGGGCAUUUAAAGUCGUGCCCGGUGGUGUUCACGUCUGCUGCACAUGCAGAGAACUUGAAUACAUUGCUGAACAAGGCAUGUGCUGUCUACAAACGGUGGUGCGGCCGCGUCCCCACAGGGACCAUAAAUGCCUGGCUUCAGCAGUACAUGUCCCGGUGGCCUCCUCCGUGGAGAUUGGGGUCUCAGUGUCAGGUGAAGUACAUUACUCAGGCGCAGACGAAACCGCCAACGUUUGUGGCGUGGUCAAACGUUUACGCUCACUUCCCAACGCAUUACAAAAGACAGCUCGUCAAUGCAAUAAGGGAAGAAUUCGACAUGAAAGGAAUCCCCGUACGCCUCGUGCUUCGCACCACAGCUAUGCCGAAGCCAGGAGCAAGGCUUACAAAGGCGGAGGCGCUGAAGUGGAAAAGAUUGGGACCCCACCAACGCUACGAGGACCGCAGGGGCCAUUCACAAAGCUUCCCCAAGACGCCAACGCCCCCGCCCACCCGCAACCCCCACCACAGCAUGGAGCGGGAAAAAUCCGUAGGCAUCUUCACACGAGGCCUCGCAAACCACUGA
Messenger RNA from Eimeria tenella, 2073 nucleotides. RefSeq names its product small GTP-binding protein, putative. The record is from RefSeq and is a predicted model, not a curated record. Bases 1 to 2073 code for a protein of 690 amino acids. Gene Ontology annotation, molecular function: GTP binding. The transcript is spliced from 5 exons. NCBI's taxonomy places the organism in Eukaryota, Apicomplexa, Conoidasida, Eucoccidiorida, Eimeriidae.